This is a messenger RNA of Rosa rugosa (rugosa rose), 1833 nucleotides long. RefSeq names its product hydroquinone glucosyltransferase-like. The transcript has a single exon. NCBI's taxonomy places the organism in Eukaryota, Viridiplantae, Streptophyta, Magnoliopsida, Rosales, Rosaceae. The coding region runs from base 229 to 1653 and encodes 474 amino acids. Gene Ontology annotation, molecular function: UDP-glycosyltransferase activity. The record is from RefSeq and is a predicted model, not a curated record.
UCCAGAAACCUCCUAGAAAUUAAAGUCUUGUACUCUUUGUAUGUUCCUUUAGCAACCUAUACACUCCACCGAUAGCGCAAUUGUCAAUGUUUCUGGAAUCCUUGAGACAUUGUAAUUCCAGAAAUUGCUACAAGUUCUCUCGAUCCAACUUACUUCAUAGACUACUUUCAUAUAUAAUUCUUUCAACUCCUCCAUCUUUUUUCACAACCAUUUUCAAAACUUGCCACAAUGGAAAACAACCACAAAGCAUCAUCACCCCACAUAGUUAUGAUACCUAGUCCAGGCAUGGGUCACCUUAUCCCACUUGUAGAGCUUGCCAAGCGUCUAGUCCACCACCAUAACUUCACCAUCACUUUCAUUAUUCCCACCAUUGGACCUCCCCCAAAACCGGAGAAAACCCUCCUCCAAACCCUCCCAAAUUCCAUAAACUACUUCUUUCUCCCUCCUAUUGAUUUCCAUGACCUCCCCCCAGAAGCCAAAACCCAAACUAAAAUAACCCUUUCUGUCACUCGCUCCCUUUCCGAAAUACGCAACGUUUUCAAAUCCUUCGCUGCAAGUUCCAGUCUAGUUGGGUUAGUGGUUGAUAUGUUUGGUACUGAUGCAUUUUAUGUUGCCAAGGAUUUCAAUGUCCCAUCAUAUUUGUUCUGGUCCACCAUGGCUAUUGGUUUGAUUUUGUUGCUUCAUUUGCCUAAGCUUGACAAAAUGGUUGCUUGUGAAUACAAAGACUUAGCUGAGCCUGUGAAAUUACCAGGGUGCAUUCCAAUUUCCGGAGCUGAAUUUCCAGAGCCAUUUCAAGACAGAAAGAGUGAAGCAUACAAAUGGUUUCUUCAAUACGGCAAAAGGUUUGAUUUAGCUGAGGGUGUUAUAGUGAAUAGCUUCAUGGAACUGGAGCCAGAUGCUAUAAAAGCCUCGCAAGAUGAAAUUGGGCUUCGUGGGCCACCAGUUUAUCCAAUUGGGCCGAUUGUCCAGACCGGUCCAUCUUAUGGGCCUGGUGGGCAUGAGUGUUUGAAAUGGUUGGAUGAACAACCAAGGGGGUCUGUUCUGUUUGUGUCAUUUGGGAGUGGUGGAACUCUCUCAUUUGAACAGCUUAAUGAACUAGCAUUAGGGCUUGACAUGAGUGGAACAAAGUUUUUGUGGGUUGUGAGAAGUCCAGAUAACAAAGCUUCUGAUGCAUCGUUUUUCAGUGUCCAAAGCCAAACAGAUCCUCUAGGGUUUUUACCAAAGGGGUUUAAGGAGAGGACCAAAUUAGGUCGAGGUCUUUUGGUGCCAUCAUGGGCGCCACAAAGUGAGGUACUUAGUCAUGGUUCGAUAGGUGGGUUCUUGAGUCACUGUGGAUGGAAUUCAAUCCUCGAGAGCAUUGUCAACGGUGUCCCUCUCAUUGCUUGGCCUUUAUAUGCAGAGCAAAAGAUGAAUGCAAAUGUAUUGUGUGAAGGUUGGAAGGUGGCUCUGAGACCUAAAGCAAAUGAAAAUGGCAUAGUGGGAUGUGAUGAGAUCACUAGAGUUGUGAAGGAACUAAUGGAAGGGGAAGAAGGAUUUAGGGUUCGACAGAGGAUGAAUGGAUGGAAGGAAGCUGCUAGUAAGGCAUUGAGUGAAGAGGGUUCUUCCAGAAAGGCAUUGUCUGAGUUGGCAAUGAAGUUGAAGAAGCAUAAAUAGAAUUAGGGUUAUGGUCAGUUUCCUGUUGUUUCUCUCUGUGAGAUGUUGAAUAUAUUCUAUACUCUGUGCUGGCCAAGCAGGGUUAAGCCAAUUAGCCAAUAUCUGUAGUUCCUAAGCUGUUAGUUUGUAUCUUCAGUUUGCUGAUCCAGUGAAGCUGUUUGCUUAUAAAUCAUUUUAGAA